AUAUAUAUAUUUGAAAAUUUUCUUGCUUCAUUCAAGCUUUUAUAUUUGAAAAACCUAUGCAGAGGAUGAAAUUCUCUUCUUGGUAUUUUACAUAUAUACAUUGCAUGUAGUUUAAAGAGUAAAUGGUCAUUAAGAAUAUCUGAUGAUUCAAGAGUAAGAGGCAGAUAUACUUCUUCAAUUAUGGCAAAGUCACCAUAAUUCCAUUUUAGUUUCAGAGAAUCAUCAGACUCCUCCUCCUCUUUAUGGCUGCAUCUUUGUCUAUGUUCUUUCAAGUUGAUCACCCGAAACCAUAUUCGUGUCUCGUCCUUGUCUUUUCUUUCUUCGCCAUCACUAAAUUUGGUCUCUCAGAAACCAAUUGUGUUCUUGACAUUGAAUAUCCUUUAUCCAUUGAUAACUCAACCUGUAAAGGAGGUGACUGGGACGGUUUUCUCAAAAACAGCUGUUGUGAAUCGAUUUUCAAUGGAUUUCUGUAUGCCCUAGGAAAGAAAGCGAAUGAAACUGGAAAAAUAUUAAUGACUCGGUCAGAGCAAAAGGAAUGUUUAGCUUCAAUGAAUGCAAAUGUUUUCAGCUGUGGCCUUGAGAAGCUAACCAAUGGAGAAGGUGGUUGCUCUGACUAUUCCGUUACUGAUGUUCUAGGAAAUGAUCUGAGAAAGCUUGGUCAAGAUUGCGAGGUUUUGGGUUCAAAUGACAUCUCAAACACUACUUGCCCUGUGUGUUCCAACAGGUUGGAUGAGAUCAGCGUAUCAGCAAAUCAUGACAAGACUGAAACAGACGUCUGUAAGUUUGCAGUGUUGAUCACUUUAACAAGUCAGAGGAUUGAUGAUGUUAAAUGGGUUCAGGGAUUGUAUCAGUGCCUCAAUCAGGAACGCGUCGCUUUAGGUGAUCAGGGAAGCCUUGUUUUAGAUGAUAAAGAAAGCCCGGGCAAAAAGCCUAAAAAAUUUGUGCCAGGUCUUUGGAUUAUAGUUGGAGGAAUAGUGGGAGUGACAGUACUUUUAACUGUUGCAUUAUGGAUGUGGUCUAGAAAAAUCAAGAAAGGAAAACUUCCAGCUGGAAAAGAUGCAAAAGAGGAUUCAGUAUCUGAAGAUUCCAGCUAUAGUAAAAUAUCCAUCAAAGAUGUUUAUUCCGCGACAAACAAUCUCAAUGCCUUGAAUUUUAUCGGUCAAGGAAUAGCUGGGAAGGUGUAUAAGGGCAUACUGCCCGACGGUCAGCAUAUUGCAGUUAAGCACAUAAUUAAUGAUGGACAGAUGGAAACGUUUGUCCGAGAAGUUACAAGUCUAUCCCAUGUCAGGCAUCCAAAUCUGGUAGAAAUAUUAGGUCAUUGUAAAGGAGAAGAAGAAUGCUUUCUUAUAUACGAACUAUGCCACAAAGGAAACCUCUCAGAGUGGCUAUUCGGUAAAGAAAAAACCCUGUCUUGGACUCGAAGGCUUGAGAUAGCCAUUGAUUGUGCCAGAGGUCUAUGGUUUCUCCAUACAUAUCCUGAAGGCUGCAUUGUACACCGAGAUAUAAAACCAACAAAUAUUCUUAUUUGUUCCAACUACCAAGGAAAACUUUCUGAUUUUGGACUAUCCAAAGUUAUUGCUGUGGAUAAAUCGUACGUGAGCUCCGAAGUCAGAGGAACAUUUGGUUAUGUGGAUCCGGAGUACAGGAUGAACCAUCGUGUUAAUUCUUCAGGCGAUGUUUACAGUUUUGGAAUAGUCAUUCUGCAGCUCAUCUCGGGACAAAGGGUUAUUAAUCUGGACGCUAACAAACCUAUGCCCCUGAGUAAAAUGAUUGGUGACAAGGGGAGGAAAUAUUAUAGACUUUGCAGAUCCCAAACUUAAUGGGAACUUCUCGGAAGAAGCUUUUGAAUUCCUACUUAAGCUAGCCUUGACAUGCACUGGUAUCAAGCAGCAGAGGCCUUCCAUGGAGCAAGUGUUUCGAAAACUCGAAAAAGCUCUUGAGAUGUCUGUCUCAUGACUCAUCUGCCUAUAAAUUAGUCGAAGCUUCCUACAAGGUUUUGACAAAUAAUUAUUAAUGGUCUUUGCAGAAGUACGUAUAACAUAAAUAUCUACUAGACAUCUUCAUAUCGGUGGUGCUUAUGCAGAGCCAGAAAAGCUAAAACUGGCGAUACAGUGUGCUUAGGACAUAUCCUAAACUAUGUAAAUCGAGAGGGAAACAAAAAAUUAUACGUUUAUAUUGUCGUGAAUAAGAGAAAAUUUAUUAUGAGUAUCA
Molecule: messenger RNA, 2211 nt
Organism: Daucus carota subsp. sativus
Lineage: Eukaryota; Viridiplantae; Streptophyta; Magnoliopsida; Apiales; Apiaceae
Product: probable LRR receptor-like serine/threonine-protein kinase RKF3
Exons: 8
Coding region: 243-1820 (525 amino acids)
Biological process (GO): protein phosphorylation
Molecular function (GO): ATP binding; protein kinase activity
Source: RefSeq, a predicted model, not a curated record